AUGUGUGCACUUAUAGAGACUUUUACUGUACCUUUAAUUAUUUGGUUUAUACAAUAUAGAAAACUUUCUUUAAAACAAGCCAUUAAUUUUAUCUCUAAUGCCUGGGGAGAAAUUGGUGAAAAUACUAUAAAAAAUUGCUGGGGAGCUACCAAAAUUAUGCCAGAAACAAGCGAACCAGAUGAAAAUGAAUUAGAUAAUGAAUUUCAGGAUGAGACCACUAACGUUGAUGAUGCUACUAAGCUACUUGAAGAUCUUUUAGCUGAAACUAACCCAACAGUCCAAGAAUUAUUAGAUAAUAUCGAAGAAUAUAUCGAAAUAAUUGACCAGCCAGCUGUGACAGAGGACUGGUGA
Dentiscutata erythropus is the source of this 351-nucleotide messenger RNA. NCBI's taxonomy places the organism in Eukaryota, Fungi, Glomeromycota, Glomeromycetes, Diversisporales, Gigasporaceae. The record is from the annotation of a GenBank genome assembly.